ACCUUGGGGCUGUCUCUUCGGCGCCAUGGCGUUCUGCAGCUUCUUCGGGGGCGAGGUUUUCCAGAACCACUUUGAACCAGGUAUCUAUGUGUGUGCCAAGUGUGGCUAUGAGCUGUUCUCUAGCCGCUCAAAGUAUGCACACUCGUCUCCAUGGCCAGCAUUCACAGAUACUAUCCAUGCUGACAGUGUGGCCAAAUGUCAGGAGCGGAACCGACCUGGAGCCCUGAAGGUAUCUUGUGGCAGGUGUGGCCAUGGGCUGGGCCACGAAUUCCUGAAUGAUGGCCCUAAGCAGGGACAAUCUCGAUUCUGAAUAUUCAGCAGCUCGUUGAAGUUUAUCCCUAAAGACAAAGAAACUUCAGCUUCCCAGGGGCACUAGACGGGCAUCCCGCACCCUCCAAGACAGACAAGACAGAUUUGCACUGUGACUGCGCCCUCACCAUCACACCUUGACAUUGGAAUUCUAGACACUUAGAUAGCAUUCUGAACAGGGUCUCCAUGGCAAAGCACUUGUUUGCAAUAUUCCAUAGUCUUUUUGUUGUUGUUGUUGUUGUUGUUUUGAGACAAGGUCUCACUACAUAGUUGAGACUAAGCUG
Molecule: messenger RNA, 593 nt
Organism: Fukomys damarensis (Damara mole-rat)
Lineage: Eukaryota; Metazoa; Chordata; Mammalia; Rodentia; Bathyergidae
Gene: Msrb1
Product: methionine sulfoxide reductase B1
Exons: 4
Molecular function (GO): peptide-methionine (R)-S-oxide reductase activity
Source: RefSeq, a predicted model, not a curated record